AAACAUGACUAAAAUAUACAAAAAAUACAAUCAAAUAUUAUUUGAACAUGGUCUCUUCGGUGAGAAUGGUCCACGUAUAUACAUAACGUUAAAUGCAAGUGAACUAAAUUCACAUCAUUAUCAACAUGUACAGCAUAGUAAUUUUCCACCACAAUUAUCUGGACGAAGAAACGGAUCUCUCCGGUGACAAUGGUCAACGUAUAUACAUAACUGUGAAUGCAAGUGGACCGAAUUCACAUCACCAUCAAUAUUUCCCACCACAAUUAUCUGGACGAAGAUACGGUUUAAAGAGUGGUCUCUCCAGUGAAAAUGGUCAGCGUACAUACAUAACUGUGAAUGAAGAUGGAUCGAGUUCAUAUCAUAAUCGAUAUAUUCCACCACGAUUAUCUGGACGAAGAAACGGAUCAAAGAGUGGUCUCUACGUUGAUAAUGGUCAACGUUUGGUCUACAAGCUACAUUUCAAGGGAUUUCUUGUUAGAACUAAUUUUUGAUCCAGAUUAUAACGCAUUUUAGGGGUGCAUGAUGAACAACGAUAAUGGAAAAGCUUAUUUUAAAAAAUUUGGUUCAUAAUUUUUUUUAAAAAAUAGUAUUCUGAUGAAAACACCAAUUAAUAAUAUUCUUUUACAAUCAGUUAUUUCAACAAUUUUUUAAAGUGCAUCAAUUAUUCGAAAUC
This is a messenger RNA of Schistosoma rodhaini, 673 nucleotides long. The record is from the annotation of a GenBank genome assembly. Lineage: Eukaryota; Metazoa; Platyhelminthes; Trematoda; Strigeidida; Schistosomatidae.